Molecule: messenger RNA, 7745 nt
Organism: Plutella xylostella (diamondback moth)
Lineage: Eukaryota; Metazoa; Arthropoda; Insecta; Lepidoptera; Plutellidae
Source: RefSeq, a predicted model, not a curated record
CAUCAGUCGCUCCGCACCGGCCGCCGCGACCGCGCAUGCGCCACACGCCGCAAGACGCGAACGUAUUUGAAUUUGGAAUUCGGAAUUCGAUUUUUGAAUUUGACGCUUUCUCAACGUGGGAAAUUAUGUCAAAUUGUUAAAUGUGUGCGGUAUAGAAUAGGGUUGGAUUAUUUGAUUUUUGUGUGAACUGUGUGCUUUUAUUCUGUGUUUUGGAUGUUAUUACAAUGAAUUUAAGAUAGCACACAGUAGCCAUGGACCAAUCAGAACAGUGCGGGAACGGACUCGUCGAUAUGUCGUGUUUGUGAUACAGUGAUGAAACAGUUGGUGACCAAAAUGUGGACAAAAUACACUUUUGUACUCGUGUGCUCGGCACUGUACCUGCACACGGCGACUUGCUGCAACUUCUACCCGGUGGGCGAGUACCUGCGCUUCGUGCGGAUCCCCGAGGACCUGAAGGUGGGGGAGGAGGUCCUGCGAGUGGAGGUGCACCCGAGGAAAAAUCUGAGUCUGCAACCAGUGGAUAAGGAGGAAGAUGCCCAUCUGUUCACGUACAGAGACGUGAAUAGGACUCACGUGUCGGUGGUGCUAGCCCAGAGUCUUGAGGAGUUGGUGGACAGCGACAAUCCACAGAAUGUCGUCAAGUUCCGACUUGGCUGUGACUUCGACACUGGCGACGAUCUGAUCUCGGCGUAUUUAUCAGUGACCGUGUACGUGGAGGACAUCAACGACCACGCGCCGCAGUUCACCGGAGCCCCCUACAGGCUCACUGUUGACGAGCUCACCCCAACAGGUCUAACCAUCUUCAAAUCCAUCCAUGCGUUCGACCGCGACAAGCCCAACACGCCGAACUCCGAUGUCCAGUACAGCAUCAGCUCCGGCGACCAGCUCGGCCACUUCGCGCUCGAGAGCUCCCACCGCCCGGCGCUCGUGCUGAAGAGAUCCCUGGACUAUGACGCCGGGGAUAGAGAGUUUAAGCUCGUUGUUACUGCCUCGGACCGCGGCACCCCAUCCCGCAGCUCCAACGCCACGGUGCUGGUCUCAGUCCAGGACAGCGACGACCUGCCGCCCAAGUUUACGCUCGACGUGUACCGCACGCAGAUACCAGAGUUCUACCCGCUGCUUGGUAAACGAAUCCACAAGGAGUUGGCUUUUGAAGAGCCAAUCAAGGCUCUAGACCAGGACAUGGGAGUAGGGGCUCCCGUGCGAUACGAAUUGAUAUCAGGAAACGACCGAAGACUCUUCUACUUGAAUCCCAUAAACGGAACUCUGUUUUUGGAGAAAGAAAUUGACUUGGAUUCAGAAACUUCAUUACCAGGAAACACAUUUAUGUUGCAAAUCCAAGCGGCUCAAGUAGAUAAUCCGCUGAAGACGGCACAGGCGAGAGUUGAGAUCGAGUUAUUGGAUUUAAAUGACAAUUUACCAGAAUUCGAGGUGGAUUUCUAUAACAUUAGUAUCGUGGAAAAUCUGCCUAAUGGUUUCAGUGUAUUGCAAGUGAUGGCUACAGACCGAGACCAAGGGGACAAUGGCGAAUUCAUGUACCAACUGAAUGACCCUGAAGGAGCUUUUGCGAUUGAUCCACGCACGGGUUGGCUUACCGUGAAGAAUCAGACAGUCCUCGACAGAGAACAACAUGCAAACCUACGGAUGAAGGUUUAUGCCAAAGAAAAAAACCCAAGCGUUGUAGGAACUUUCUUAGACAAGCAAAGAUUAUCCAAAUGGAGACGAAACCCCACUACACUACGUGGACAACCAACCAAAGAAAAGACUACUUAUGUAUUUCCCGACAGAAUAGGAGCCAAGAGUGAAAAUGUGGAAUACUUCGAAGAUAUUCACCAACUAAUGUCAUUUGUUACUGUUGAAGUAACACUAUUAGACGCUAAUGAUAAUAAUCCAACUUUCACACCUAGCAAUUUAUAUGAAUUUUCCAUCAAGUCUAACGCUAACGUUGGAAUGUUCAUUGGAAAAGUCAAGGCAGUUGAUCCAGAUUUGGGAAGGAACGGCAUAGUGUUUUACGAUUUGCAAAGAACCAGUAACUUGACAAUAACGUCGCCUUUCCAAGUUGAUGCUAAAACUGGUGUUAUAACGUUGGCCGAGACUCCCAUUGUAGAAGGGCGACAUGCACUUUUUAUCGAAGCCUCUGAUCAACCAGCAAAUCCCAGCGAACGGAGAUAUUCUUUGGCUGUUGUUACUAUUGAUGUUGUUAGGCCGAACAAAGGAUCUAGACCAGAGAAACCAGAUUUCUUAGGUGCACCUUAUGAAUUUUGGGUUGGAUCAAAUGUUGGAAUUGGAACAAGCGUUGGGCAAAUAAAAGUAAAUGAUGCAAUGGUAAAACAUGAAGUCGUUUAUGACUUACUACAUGGAUACGAGGAGGGAGUGCCAUUUGCUGUAGAAGAAAAGUCCGGAGUGAUUACCGUUAUAGAUGAAUUAUCAAAAUAUAAUCGUCCAAUGUUCGAUUUUGAAGCAAUGGCAGUUCAGGAAAAUACCAACGUUACAAUAGUAACAAAUGCUACGGUGCAUGUUGUUGAUGUGCAAGAUGAGAGAGGCGUUCUAUUAAAAGGAGCUCACUCUCCGCUUGAAUUCACGGUAAAAGAAAAUAUUGGAGGUGCAACCAUUGGGCAAAUAUUUUACGUCAACGUCAGUUCUUUACCACCUAACGCUACGGGAAAUAUUCAGUUUAUAAUUGCUAACCAGCAAGAUGUUACUGAUGAUAUUGCAAUAGGUCAAGAUGGGACUAUAUUUGCUCAAAAACCACUAGACAGAGAAAAACGAGAUACAUACCGAAUGACAGUUAUAGCUGAGUUCAACAAAGGACUUAUUUCGGGUGCUGGCAUCUAUCAGAUUGUUAUCCAUGUAGAAGAUGAUAACGACAAUCCUCCUGUAUUUGACUCUCCAUCUUACGAAGGCUCUAUUAUUGAGAACUCUAAAAAAGGGACAUUGGUUAAAAUGUCGGGAAAAGUCAGGGCUAAGGAUGCUGACUUAGGACAAAAUGCGCUGUUCAUGUAUACCUUAUUUGGUGAAGGUCAUGAGCAGUUUAGCGUCGAUGAAAAUACUGGGUCUGUUAUGUUUAUUGGUUACAAACUUGACCGAGAAGAAAAAAGCCUGUAUCUUCUGAAAAUAGUUGCCCGGGACAAGGGCGGUUUGAGUUCAGAAACAAAACUAACGAUAACCAUUGUAGAUGAAAAUGAUAACAGUCCAAAAUACUCACAAAUUACUAUACCUGUAGAAGAAAAUAUCACAUUACUAGAGGUCAACGAUAAAGCUACGAUAAAAAUAUAUCGAGAGAAAAUAAAUGAAAAGACUGGCAUGGUGUCCAAAAUUGAGGCGAAACCUAAAAACAAAUUCUCAGUUAUGGCAGAUACUUAUGGACCCUUAUUCUCAGUCCCUGAAAAUGUGGCAGUAGGAUCCACAAUAUUAAAGCUCGAUGCUUUGGAUAUGGAUAGUAGCAUUAAUGGGCAAGUAAGAUACGAAUUUAUGUCUGAAGUAUUCAUGCCUCCUCAUGCUAUGUCUGCAGAAGCUAUGAAUGUGAAGCGGUACUUUGUCAUAAAUGAAAGACAUGGAUACAUAAUUGUAGCGAGGUCUUUACCACCAGAGUCAGAGUUUAGACUGAAUGUAUCAGCUUUGGAUGGUGGAGGACUAAGUGAUAAUUUAUCAGUAAGAAUUUUUGUGAAAGACGUCAAUGAUCAUUUUCCAAUGUUCAAAAAAUCGUGGUACACGUUCAACGUUGAAGAGGCGCUCUAUUCCAGAAAAGUUCUUGGAAAAAUCGACGCUACCGAUGCAGAUUUUGGACAAAAUGCGAAUCUUACUUAUUAUAUUCAACCUGAUACCAAAGAAUUACCAUUUGAAAUAUCACCACAAAGUGGUGUAUUUAGUGUUAAUGGGGAGUUAGAUAGAGAAAGAGAAGAGAAAUACACGCUAACAGUGGUUGCCAAAGACAAUGGUCCUGACAAAAAACUAUCUUCGUCUGUAACAGUAGAAGUGCAAGUCUUGGAUGUUAACGAUAAUGCUCCAAAGUUUUUUGCUUAUGACGAACUCCAACAAUGGAAACAUCCUGAGGCAAAUGAACAUCAAAAUCAUAACUUUGAAUCAGUUAUGAUGAUGCCAAUAUAUCGAUCUAAAAUAGAAGAAAAUAGUCCAAUCGGCACUACAGUAGGAAGAGUUUAUGCUAAUGAUUCUGAUUUUAUUGGCAAUGGAAAUGGACUCAUACUUUACAGCUUACCGCAAAGGAGAAAUCAUAUGAAUUUAUUUACAAUUGAUUCCAAAGAAGGCAUUAUAACAACUGUUGGAAAACUAGAUUAUGAAACUCAAUCCAUUCAUAACAUCACAGUUGUCGCUUCAGACUUGGGGUCACCCAGCUUGAGUUCCACAGCAGUAGUAAUUUUGUCUGUUACUGACUUACCUGAUGAAGUUGAAGUGAAAGAUAAACCAGUAUUUAUAUCCAGAUAUUAUGAACUAGAGAUAGAGGAAAAUGUUCAUACACCUGUAGAACUAGUGACAUUAAACCUGACAGAAUAUUAUGAAAACUUCAAAAUGAAAUAUUAUAUUUUAAAUGAAAACGAUCCAGCGGUUAAAAAAAUGUUUGUGAUAGAUCCAAGAAAUGGAACACUGUAUCUUGUAAAGAGCCCGGAUAGAGAAACGAAAGCUACGUAUGAAAUAGUUGUCAGGGCUGAAAGACAGAAGAUAAGUCGUGAACUUCCACACAUGAUUUACCCAGUGUCUGACGACGUUUUGGAAGGCAUGACAAAGUUUGAUGUUAAAGUAAUAGUAAGAAUAAAGGAUGUCAACGACAAUGCACCUAAGUUCACUUCAGGGGGGAGGCCAAUGGUUACUGCGAUUCCUACCACAGCAGCAUUCGGAUAUCAAGUUAUUCAGUUACAUGCUACCGAUUCAGAUUUAGGUAUCAAUGCAGACAUACGGUAUCAGAUCAUCAACGAUCAAUCACAAAGGUUUGCCAUCGAUCCAAUAUCUGGUCAAGUCCGAGCAGUAGCAUCUUUUGCUAGAGACGCUGGCAGAGUAUUUGGUUUUGAUGUCAAAGCUACGGACAAGAAAGGUGCUGACGACGGAAAAUCUGCUAUAGCCAAUGUUUUCGUUUACGUUUUGGAUGACAAUAAUCAACUGGUGUUAGUUUUGGGUGGAAAGCCGAUGGACGUAGAAAUACACAUGGAGAAUAUCACUAAGUCAUUGGCUGAUAUCACAGGAUAUGAUAUCAGAGUCAGGAAACUAGAAGCCAAUUCUAAAGCUGCCAUGGAGGGAUUAGCAACCGAUAUGUACAUUUACGCUGUUGACCCGAUGUCUAAUGCCAUAAUUGAUAUGGAAGUUCUGCAAAAAUCUCUGCUAAAACGAGAAGUGGAUCUACGGCACGAGCUAAAUGGCUUCAAAAUAUUAGAAGUUGGAGAUACGACCAUGGCCCAAGCCAGGAGUAGCAAGAUGCUCAGUACUAUGGAGAUUAGCAUAGUGGCUCUCGGCUGUAUUGUGUUCAUCGGAGCUUGCACUACCGCCAUCUGCAUAUUGUGUGUGAGAAGAAGCAGAAGAAAUACCAACAAACCGUAUUCUAAGCAUCGCCUUAACACUUUCUCUACUGAGCACUUAGCGAAGUAUGGAGGGUUGUUCCCAUCUGGAGGAAACCAGUGUCAAGAACUGAACCAGUCAUACAGCGAAGCGGACUCUUACAUCGAUGUGAUAAACACUGUAGCAAAGAAGAUAUGCCCACAUGGCAACACUGUUGAAGAGUUUGGAAAAGCUCAUCAGAAAUGUGUGAAGAACACCUUCCCAGGAGAUGGUCAUGCGUCAGAUCCGUGUAGUAAGAAACACGAGAAUCUGUGCAUCAAAUACAACCAAGUACAGAGACCGCUGCAAAAAAGGAGAGGACAAGACACAUCGAUAACGUCAGUGAAUUCCAGUGGGCAGGACUCCGGGAUCGCCGAGCGCUGUCCCUGCGGCCACUCCAACGCGCACACCAGCGAGGAUAGCAGCGGGUAUGAGAACUGCAGUUACGAAGACUCACUGAAGUCAAACAACAACCACCAAAUAGAGAUCCGUACGACGACGAAACCCUACCACCAGUCAGUGGAGAACAUAGCCGACCACCGCUUCCACCGGCGAGCGUCCUUCAGCCACCAGCCUUUCGACCACAGGCGCUUCAACUUCGGAAGGCAAUCGUUCUCAGAAAACAUACAGAAGCACUUCCCCCCAUUCGAGAGGAUCGGCUCAGGGCCGCGAAUGACCAGGCAGAUAUCUACUCCGAACGUAUCCGUAUUGUCCACACAGCCAUAUUUCUUGGGCAAUAAGAAAGCGUUUAGGAGAAAAGAAGCGCUAAAUGAGCCGAUGAUUGAUUACGACCAGAGUGAUGGAGAUGACCAUUUUGACGUGAGAAUCAACAGGCGAGCCAGCACGAAGCACAAGCGCGGCAAGUUGAUGGAGCUGGGCGGGCAGGCCGCCGUGUUCGUGGCCACGCCCGCCGCCGCCGAGCUCAUGCGGCGCCAGGGCAGCGAGCGGUUCAUGUUCGCCAGGCCGUUAUAGUAGCCUGGGGACCACUCUAGCUUGUGGUGAACCAGGAUUCGAACCACGAGUCUAUCUGUCAGUUUCACAGUUGAGAACGUCAAGAUAAACUGUACAGUUUGAGUAUGGAAUGCAGCGCUGUAAUUGGCUGAACUAUCGUUGAGAAGGUCUUAAGUUCAUGCUUAUGUAGAUUUACUCAAAUGUGAAACUGAGCCGAUGUCGUUGCGAGAGAGAUCCGGUUCGUUCAUUUUUUACACAGCUAGAGUAAACUCUUCGGAGUCUUUGUCAAGCAGCGUUUACACGAUAAGAGUACGCACAAAACAAUUGACUGUUGAUACAUACUUCAUGUGAUCCAAGCGCUCUGGGAUAACAACAGGCAACUAGCCGAUCGGAUUAUGCCCAACUUUCAUACGAGCCGGCUAGGAUUGGGCAUAUUCUUACCGUGUAAACUCUUGUUAGAGAAGAAAACGUAAAGUUAAGUGUAGAGGGCGCCACUAGCGAUUAGAAGGUUUUUGGACAGUGCUGCCAAAGUUUCGCUAGUUAUCAUAGCGAUUCGUCCAUUGGAAAUCUAGUUGUAUACGUCCUCUUUUAUACCAAUUGUAUUUAUUCAUGUAUUUAUAAACUUGUAUUAUAUUGUAUUUUGUUAAUGUUAAGUUGGAGUUUUGUCUGAUGUAAUCUACUGUUUUCUUAAGAGAUUUUAUAGUUUACUUAAGUAAGGCAGACAUAUAAUGUACUGUACAGUGUACAUAUAAACCAUAUUAGAUCAUCGAACCCUUUAGAUUUUUCUAAGCAAAACACUAUCGAUUUUUAAUGUGGUGAAAAUUUGAUAACCAUUAUAUCCCACUGAAUUAAUGUUACGUACGUGUAUGCAAAUGUACCUCAAUAUACUCAUAGUUUUGGUACGUCUCUAGAAUGGUUGAUAAAUAAAAAUCCAUUAUAUUUUAAUACAAUCCAGUAAUUUAAUGAAAUGUUUAAAAAGUAAAAUAAUGUUAUAACUAUUUCAUUAUAAUUCAGGCAAAAAAUAUAAGUUAGCAUUUUAAAAUACUGACUAAGAAUUUUCAUGAACUUCAGAUAAAAUCUUUGUGCCAUUGUAAACGAACACUAAAUACUGUGUCUAAAAAUAUUCCGCCGUUUUUCCCUUUGUGUACUAAUUAAGUAAUUUUGUACUUUUAUUUUGUAAAUAGGCUAAACAAUGUAAAUAUACUCGCUAGAGACGUAAGAAAUAAAAUACCUAGUUGUGCUCAAUUAUA